GAGUUAAAUUAUUACAUAGUUAUACAUUUAUUAUUAUUACAGACAUUGAUUAAGUAUAACUUGGUUGAAAUGCUAAUACAAUGUGUCUAGAAACUAAAGACAUACUCUUAUAUACAAAUUGCAUAAAACGUUUCUAAACACUCUAGGCAUCCAAAUGGUAAAUGAAGUAUUAGCUGAAGAAUUAAAAUUAAUACACGCGUUCUCACAGAAAACAUUGACAACAGAACAAUGGAAUAAUUUAAAUAAAGUUUAAUUGAUUUAUAAUUUAUAGAACAAGACCUAGCAUUAUAUUUUAUCAAGACUCUUAUAUUUUAACAUUAUAUUAAUUUUACAAAAUGAGUUCUAAUAUACAGUUUGAAGUAACUGCACCUGGAAAAAUAAUCCUUUUUGGUGAACAUAGUGUUGUAUAUGGGAAACCAGCAAUCGCGUGUGCUAUUGAUCAACAUACUACAUUAACAUUUACUGAAAGUUAUUGUAAUAAUCAAGAUUUGAAUACUAUACCAUGUCGCAUUAUUUUGCCACUCAUAAAUUAUUCAGGAAUGUUGACUAUUCAUUUGGAUGCAAAACCAACAUUUUCACCUACUGCAUAUUUUCAAGAAACCUUAAACAAAUUAAACAAAAAUGAACCAUUUCUCAAUGAAUUAGAUACAUUAUCUGGUAAUGAAAAAAAAACACUUACUGUUUUACAUUUUAUUUUUGGAGGAAUUCUAUCAUGCUAUAUGAAACAAUUAAAAAAUGUUUCAUUCACUAUUGAAAUCACAUCUGUAUUAAAGUUGGGAGCAGGAACUGGUAGUUCUGCAUCUUACUGUGUUUCUCUUGUAGCAGCUUGUUUGGCUUACGUAAAGUUUAAAAUAAAUUCUAAUGUAGAAAUACAAUUUGAUCCAUUGUUGGAUGAUUUUCAUUCACAAAGUGGUGACAAUCUGUUAAUUAUCGAGGCGUUUACUGACAACAUUACAUUCAGUGACGGGGAAAAAUGUUUGAUAAAUAGAUGGGCUUUAUUAGCAGAGAAUUUUAUUCAUACCAAAGCUUCAGGAUUAGAUAAUACUAUUUGCACUUAUGGAACAAUGGUUCAGUACACAAAACUUAAUAGCCAUAAAUUAUUGGAAGCUCCUGAAUUGAAAAUUCUUUUGAUAUAUUCAGGUGUUGAAAGAUCUACUGGAAAUGUGGUGCAGAGUGUACGCACAAAAUAUAAUGAUGACACGUAUCAACCAAUUCUUGAUGCCAUUUUUAAUUCUAUUGGACAAAUUGUAAAUGCAGCAGUCAAUGCAAUUGAUCAAAUGGCUCAAAAUCCUCUACAAGAACUUCAACAAAUUAGUGUUUUGCAAACUCUUAUGGAUAUGAAUCAAGGUUUGCUGAUGUCAUUAGGUGUAUCACAUGAAACAUUAGAUGCUAUUGUGGCGAUAUUAAAAAAGUUUGACCUCCAUGCAAAGCUAACUGGUGCUGGAAUGGGAGGAUAUGCUAUAUGUCUUGUUCCUCCUAAUAUUCAUAAAUCUAAAAUAGAAACAUGUAUGCAAGAAUUAAAAAUUUAUGGUUUUGAAUCUAAUAUUUGUACAAUUGGUUGUCCUGGAGUUAGAAUACAAACUAAAUAAAUUAAGAAAAAUUGUUUAUUAUUUUAUAUAUAGUAUACACAAUAUGCAAUUUGUCUAUAAGCAUUCAUAAUAUUCUAGUAAACAUUUAAUU
Molecule: messenger RNA, 1680 nt
Organism: Rhopalosiphum maidis (corn leaf aphid)
Lineage: Eukaryota; Metazoa; Arthropoda; Insecta; Hemiptera; Aphididae
Product: mevalonate kinase
Exons: 5
Coding region: 336-1589 (417 amino acids)
Biological process (GO): isoprenoid biosynthetic process
Cellular component (GO): cytoplasm
Molecular function (GO): mevalonate kinase activity; ATP binding
Source: RefSeq, a predicted model, not a curated record